AGUGAAAAAGGGAAAAAAAAAUUGGUAACUGGAAGAAAAAAAAAAAAGUGGGAAAAAAUGUUGUGAUUCUUUUUUGUUUUAUUUUUUAAAAAAGUUUUAUUUUAUUUUUUUUGGGUUUGGGUUUCUGGGUUAAGCCAAAAGAGCUGUAUUUUGAUGAGAUCGGGUUCUGGGUGUGUGAUGUGGUGGCCGGUGGGUGCUAAUGGUGGAGAUUAGGGGUGCUUGCAUGUGAGAUUUGGAAGUUAGAUUUUAGAGUCAUUGAGGUUUGUGGUGGUGGUGGUGGUGGAGGAGGAGGUGGAGGUUUUUGUGAUGGUGUAUUGGGGUGUGAGGUAUGGUUUGGAUCUGAGGUUAUUGGCUACAUAGUCAGAUGGAGAGAAAGUUUUGGGCUUUAGCUUUCAUCUGGUGGGUCUUGUUGGUUAAUCCACUAUGGCUGAUUUCUGCUAACAUGGAAGGUGAUGCUUUACAUAGCCUGAGAACGAAUUUACAGGAUCCUUACAAUGUUUUGCAAAGUUGGGAUCCUACACUUGUCAAUCCAUGCACAUGGUUUCAUGUUACAUGCAACAAUGAUAAUAGUGUCAUAAGAGUUGAUCUGGGAAAUGCUGCUUUGUCUGGUCAACUUGUUCCACAGCUUGGUCAGCUCAAGAAUUUGCAAUAUUUGGAACUUUACAGCAAUAACAUUACUGGCCCUAUUCCAAGUGACCUGGGGAAUCUUACUAACUUGGUGAGCUUGGAUCUGUACCUAAACCGUUUCACUGGCCCUAUCCCAGACUCAUUGGGCAAGCUGUCAAAAUUGCGUUUCCUCCGGCUUAACAACAACAGCCUGAUGGGUCCUAUUCCCAUGACACUAACUAAUAUUUCAGCUCUCCAAGUUCUGGAUUUGUCUAAUAAUCGUCUCUCGGGCGUGGUUCCUGAUAAUGGCUCCUUCUCAUUAUUCACUCCUAUCAGUUUUACAAACAACUUGGAUCUAUGUGGUCCAGUAACUGGGCACCCUUGUCCAGGCUCUCCUCCAUUUUCCCCUCCUCCCCCUUUUGUCCCUCCACCCCCAAUUGCUGCCCCAGGUAUAUAUCAAAUUGCAGGAGGUAAUGGUGCCACUGGGGCAAUAGCUGGAGGAGUUGCAGCAGGUGCUGCUCUAUUAUUUGCUGCACCUGCAAUUGCAUUUGCAUGGUGGCGUCGAAGAAAACCACAAGAAUUUUUCUUUGAUGUGCCUGCUGAAGAGGAUCCUGAAGUCCAUCUUGGGCAGCUUAAGAGGUUCUCACUACGAGAACUGCAAGUUGCAACAGAUAGUUUCAGCAAUAAGAACAUUCUUGGGCGGGGAGGAUUUGGUAAGGUGUACAAAGGACGCUUGGCAGAUGGUUCAUUGGUUGCUGUGAAAAGAUUGAAAGAGGAACGCACACCUGGUGGGGAGCUUCAGUUUCAGACUGAAGUAGAGAUGAUCAGCAUGGCUGUGCAUAGAAAUCUCCUCCGUUUACGUGGGUUCUGUAUGACACCAACAGAAAGGCUACUCGUUUAUCCCUACAUGGCCAACGGAAGUGUUGCCUCGUGCUUAAGAGAGCGUCCUCCACAUCAAGAACCCCUAGAUUGGCCAACAAGGAAAAGAAUUGCUUUGGGAUCAGCAAGGGGUCUUUCAUAUUUGCAUGAUCAUUGUGACCCAAAGAUUAUUCAUCGUGAUGUGAAAGCUGCAAACAUAUUGUUGGAUGAGGAGUUUGAGGCUGUUGUUGGUGACUUUGGAUUGGCAAAACUCAUGGAUUACAAGGACACCCAUGUCACAACUGCUGUACGGGGCACAAUUGGGCACAUAGCUCCAGAGUACCUAUCUACUGGUAAAUCUUCAGAGAAAACUGACGUUUUUGGUUAUGGUAUCAUGCUUCUGGAGCUGAUCACUGGACAAAGAGCUUUUGACCUUGCUCGGCUUGCCAAUGAUGAUGAUGUUAUGCUACUUGAUUGGGUGAAAGGACUUCUGAAAGAGAAAAAGCUUGAAAUGUUGGUUGAUCCUGAUCUACAUAACAAUUAUAUAGAAGCCGAGGUAGAACAGUUAAUCCAGGUUGCACUUCUCUGCACACAAGGUUCCCCUAUGGACCGACCUAAGAUGUCAGAAGUGGUGAGAAUGCUUGAAGGUGAUGGCUUGGCAGAAAGAUGGGAUGAAUGGCAGAAAGUAGAAGUUCUCCGCCAGGAAGUGGAGCUUGCCCCUCAUCCCAAUUCUGAUUGGAUAGUUGACUCUACUGAAAAUCUACAUGCAGUUGAGUUAUCUGGUCCAAGGUGACCUUGACACAGUAGUAAUUAAAAAAAGAAAAGAAAGAAUGGUAUUAUUUAUGACUUAUUUUUUAACUAUAAAAGUUUUCUCACUUUUUUUCCUUUUCUUGUAAGUCCACUGCAUUAUAUUCAUUUACAUUUGUGCAUAGGGGUCGCUUUGUCAAGUUGCAAUUUGUAUCAUCUGCUGCAGUUUGAUGAAGUGAUGUUUACUUAGAUGAAACAAUGGCAGCUUAAUCUUUUUGUACACCCAUCUUUCACACUUGUUCAAUCUACAAUUUAUACUU
Gastrolobium bilobum is the source of this 2531-nucleotide messenger RNA. Its product is annotated as somatic embryogenesis receptor kinase 2. Gene Ontology annotation, biological process: protein phosphorylation. The coding region runs from base 365 to 2257 and encodes 630 amino acids. Gene Ontology annotation, molecular function: protein binding; protein kinase activity; ATP binding. NCBI's taxonomy places the organism in Eukaryota, Viridiplantae, Streptophyta, Magnoliopsida, Fabales, Fabaceae. The transcript has 11 exons. The record is from RefSeq and is a predicted model, not a curated record.